Molecule: messenger RNA, 1207 nt
Organism: Cloeon dipterum
Lineage: Eukaryota; Metazoa; Arthropoda; Insecta; Ephemeroptera; Baetidae
Product: ER membrane protein complex subunit 2-like
Exons: 6
Coding region: 107-973 (288 amino acids)
Biological process (GO): protein folding in endoplasmic reticulum
Cellular component (GO): EMC complex
Molecular function (GO): protein binding
Source: RefSeq, a predicted model, not a curated record
UACUGACUGGUAUUCAAGGAAUGCACAAACCGGUAAUCGGUAUAUUUAAUUCAUUUAAUUUGAACCGGCACACCGAAAACCGGAAUGACAAAACAGGAAAGGAAACAUGGCGCCGUACGAUGUUAAUCUAACCUGGCAGGAAGUUAGAGACAUAUUCCGGACAUGGAGAGAAGAGAAGGAGCGGAGAUCUCGAGAGGUCGUCGAUAUGUGGCUUCUAACACUGAAGCCGAUGGCUCACAAACUAGGAGACGAACGAUUUUUGGUUUUGGAGCAAGUAUGCCUGGCUGCCUUGGACUGUCACAACUUGGAAGUGGCAGACGCCUGUAUGAUCACAAUUGGCCGUGCAUUCCCCAAGAGCCUACGAGCUCACAGGCUACUGGCGAUGCGGUGUGAAGCUGUCGGUGACAAGGAAAACGCUAUUUUCCAUCUUGAAUACAUUUUGAACGAAGACAAGACAAAUGUGGCUGCAAGAAAGAGACUAAUUGCAAUGCACAAGAGCGUUGGAAACACGACUAAAGCAAUCUCCGAGUUGAACGAAUAUCUGAAGAGUUUCAUGAGUGACCAAGAGGCCUGGCAAGAACUGUGUGAUUUGUACCUGCUGCACCACGAAUUUAGCCGGGCUGCAUUUUGCAUGGAAGAGCUCUUGCUUAGCUCGCCACACAACCACCUGUAUCACGAAAGAUUCGCUGAAAUUAAAUAUACGCAGGGUGGAGCAGACAACAUGGAACUAGCCAAAGCCCAUUUCUGCCAGGCUGCUAAGCUGAACCCAAACAAUUUGCGAGCGCUCUUUGGUGUCUUGCAGAGCGCGAACAAUUUGGCCCAGUCUGCGAAAGUGCCGAGCAAGAAGAAAGAAUAUGUGAAGCUGUCAGCAUGGGCUUCCAAGCAUAUCCAAGACCUAUACCAAGUGGCAGGAGAGAAUCCAGCCUCUGCAAUUGAAUCUAUGUUUGGCCAAAUGCAGCUUACUAGUCCUUAAACAGGCCCAACAUUACCGCAUUAUUGAGAAUUGUAAAUCAUGAUUAUGUUCAUGUUUGUGUUCUCUAAUCUGUUAACUAUUCACAUAAUCCAUUAUAUUGUUGUAUCCCAAUCAUUAUGUGUUGUUAAAUUAUGCAUUCCUCUUAUUCUUUGUCUGCAAUUUGAAAAUAUUUAAAAUUUACUCUGUGCGCCUGCCCUGAGCAAAAUAAAUUUUCAAUCGAAAUCAUAAUAUUUA